Messenger RNA from Entrophospora sp. SA101, 381 nucleotides. The record is from the annotation of a GenBank genome assembly. Lineage: Eukaryota; Fungi; Glomeromycota; Glomeromycetes; Entrophosporales; Entrophosporaceae.
AUGAAUUUUGGAAAUGAAGAUUUAAUAAUAAAAUCUGGUUGGUUGACAAAACUUGGCGGUAAUGCUAUCAGAAAAACUUGGAAACGUAGAUGGUUUGUACUUAAAGGAAAUAAUUUAUAUUAUUACAGAGAUCAGAAUGUUAAAGAAGCAUCUGGUGUAAUAAAUUUAUCAUUAUAUAAUUCAAUAUCUCAAGAUACUACUAUAACAAAAAAAUCCCAAUAUUGUAUUAGAAUUGAAAAGGUUAUAAAAGAAUCUGAUUCAAUUCAUUCUAAUCUAAGUACUUAUCAUGAUAUUGCUACUAUUUCAUUCCCCUAUAUUUGUGAUUAUACUGAUAAGAGGAUUGACAAACAACCUAUGACACAGCCCAAAAAGACACAUUAG